GGCAUGACCUGUCUGUCUUCAUCUCUCACUCUGUUUCUCUCUCAUCAAGCUCAGAGUCCGAGCUUCGAACCCAGUUAAUUUGGUCCUUCCCAAAAACCCUAAUCACACCAUGCCUUCGACAAUUCAAUCACUCAAAACCUCAACACACUGACCACCGUAACGACCACCGCCAUUACACCGAACCUCAUAAUGUCAAUCACACCCCAAAACCUCCUUGCAAAUUCACAGCCUCGUCUCUCUUUCUACUUCUCAAACACCCAUCUCAAAAGCCCCACUUUCUCUCUCUCACUCUCCUCCAAACCCUUCACGAACCCCCUUCAUUUCCGUAUCCCAAGAUACAAUUCACCAAAUAUUUACAAUGUCAUGAAAUGUUUCCGUACCCAUCACUGGCUUCUCAAAGCUUACGAGCCGAGCAUAAGUUUAGGGAAACAGAAUGAUAUCAAUGACUUCAAUUUGGAUGCUUUUCUUUCAAUUCUUGAGUUUCUAUGUCUUGGAUUUGCAGCUAUUAUUUCAAUUGGGUUUGCCGCGAAUUCGGUGGUUUCGGGGUCACAAAACCCCAUUUUGGGGUGGUUGGGGAACAGUGUUUUUGUGUGGCAAUGCGUGCUGUUGGUGGGUGGCGUAGUGUUUGGGGCUGUUAUUAGGAGAAGGCAGUGGAGGAGGAUGGUGAUGGAUUUUUCGAGGCCAGGGGGUUCAAAGGUUAAUUUGGUGGAGAGGAUUGAGAAAUUGGAGGAGGAUUUACGGAGUUUGGCAACAAUUAUCAGAGUUUUGUCAAGACAGCUUGAGAAGUUGGGGAUUCGGUUUAGAGUCACCAGGAAGACUUUGAAAGAGCCCAUUUCCGAGGCUUCGGUCCCUCAUCCCAAGCCUACUUCCGAGGUGACUCCUGUUAAUCCUACAGUCGCCUCCUCGUCUACACGGUCUCCUGAUGUAGAGGUGCAAGCCGAGGAGCGUUUGACAAAGAAGAGGAGUAUAGAGCCACACAAUGUUAUUUAA
This is a messenger RNA of Ilex paraguariensis (yerba mate), 990 nucleotides long. NCBI's taxonomy places the organism in Eukaryota, Viridiplantae, Streptophyta, Magnoliopsida, Aquifoliales, Aquifoliaceae. The record is from the annotation of a GenBank genome assembly.